AUGUUUCGCCUUCACCGAUUGGUCCUCGGCCUCCUGCUGCUACACCUGGUCGCCGUGGUCACCGCCCACUGUUCUUGGGCGGAGAGGGAAGCCAGCCAGGUUCUGACCCGACAGAGACGGACCAACAGCGUUUUCGAGGAGUUUAAAAAGGGCAACAUGGAGGGGAGCAUCGAGGAGCGCUGCAGCUGGGAGGAGGCGCGGGAGAUCUUCGAGGAUGUCGAUAAAACUAACGACUUCUGGGCCAAAUAUGUCGAUGGAGACGCGUGUCUGUCCCAUCCCUGCGCUCAUCAAGGACUUUGCAAAGACGGGAUCGGGACCUACAGCUGCUACUGCCAGGCCGGCUACCAGGGCUUCAACUGUGAGAUCGUGAUUCCCGAGCUGUGUGAGAACAGAAACGGAGGCUGCGAACACUUCUGCAGCGUGGCCCGAGGGAACGUGGAGUGCUCCUGUGCUGCCGGAUACUUCCUGGCAUCGGACGACAAGUCCUGUGAAUCCAACGACCCUUCAAAUGGUCCCCAUCAUCACUGUAUCCGAAGUCUUUUCAGGUCGAGCGUCCGAACACAACAGAGGCCAACGCCAACGAGUCCAACCGGACGCACACAAAGCAGGACACAAACUCGCCGGACACAUCCUAUACCACUGAGAACAGCACGAGUCAGAUUGGGCCAAAUCACACCGCUUUUAGAGGACCUGCUCACGUCUGAAAGGGCGAGCUGGAACCGAAUCGUCAACGGAGAGGACUGUCCACCAGGAGAAUGUCCAUGGCAGGCUCUCCUGAUGAACGAGCACGGCGUAGGUUUCUGCGGAGGAACGAUCCUCAACCAUUACAUCAUCCUGACGGCCGCCCACUGCAUGAACGAAUCACGCUACAUCUCCGUUAGGCUCGGUGAGUUUGACACGUUGGUGGUCCACGGUAAUGAAGCUACACACGAGGUCCAGACCAUCAUCGCCCACAGAGGGUACCGGCCCGACACGUACCACAACGACAUCGCACUCAUCAAACUGGCCACGCCCAUCACCUUCUCGUACAUCCUCCCGGCCUGCAUACCCAAGCAAGAUUUUGCCGAAAAGGUGUUGAUGCGGGAGCCUGACGGCAUGGUCAGCGGUUUCGGCCGCGUCGGCGAGGGCCGCCAGCCGUCCACCAUCUUGCAGCGCCUCGCCAUGCCGUACGUGGACCGGCUAACGUGCAUCGAGUCCACCCAGCUGAAAGUCUCCAACCGCAUGUUCUGCGCCGGCUACGACACGGUUGCCAAGGACGCCUGCCAGGGAGACAGCGGCGGGCCGCACGUCACGCGGUACCGCAACACCUACUUCAUCACCGGCAUCGUGAGCUGGGGCGAAGGCUGCGCACGCAAAGGCAAGUACGGCGUCUACACGCAGGUUUCCAAGUACAUCGCCUGGAUCCACGACGGCAUCGAGAAGCUGAUGGCCAAAGAGAAAAGCGGGGCCCGGGCCAAGAGGCACAGCGGCGCCGGGAUCGAGAGGCUGGCUCUGUAACACCGCGCUCCAUGGGUCAACGCUAAAGUCCACCGGGCAGACGUCAGAAAACCCUUUAAGUCUACUCAUGUAAUCAUUGGUUUUAUGUAGGGUUGAAAUAAACUUUUAAUUCACCCAUUUACAUGUGGAGAUAAUGCUGGCUCUAUACACGCUAAAAGUCCUUAUUAUUUACA
This is a messenger RNA of Perca flavescens (yellow perch), 1670 nucleotides long. Its product is annotated as coagulation factor X-like. NCBI's taxonomy places the organism in Eukaryota, Metazoa, Chordata, Actinopteri, Perciformes, Percidae. Gene Ontology annotation, molecular function: calcium ion binding; serine-type endopeptidase activity. Gene Ontology annotation, cellular component: extracellular region. Gene Ontology annotation, biological process: proteolysis; blood coagulation. The record is from RefSeq and is a predicted model, not a curated record.